AUUGCGCCGCUGAGGUCGGAACGCGCACUCACGCCCCGUCAAACGCCGAGAUCGACGCCGACCCGACUCUCCCGCAGGAUGUCUAUUAGUAAGAUUCAUGCUCGUGAAAUCCUCGACUCCAGAGGAAACCCCACCGUCGAGGUGGAUCUGUACACGGCUAAAGGUCGUUUCCGGGCGGCUGUUCCCAGCGGCGCUUCCACUGGAGUUCAUGAGGCUCUGGAGCUCCGAGACGGAGACAAGACACGCUACCUGGGCAAAGGUACAUCUACCUAUAACACACUCUCACACUCACUCUCACACUCACUCUCGCACUCGCACUCGCACUCGCACUCGCUCUCACUCUCACUCUCACUCUCACUCUCCAUGCAGGCCUUCAACGUCAUCAACGGUGGCUCUCACGCUGGGAACAAGCUGGCCAUGCAGGAGUUCAUGAUACUGCCAGUCGGAGCCAAGAACUUUCACGAGGCCAUGAGGAUUGGCGCCGAGGUCUACCACAACCUCAAGAACGUCAUCAAGGCCAAAUACGGCAAAGACGCCACUAACGUGGGAGACGAGGGCGGGUUUGCACCCAACAUCCUCGAGAACAAUGAGGCUCUGGAGCUGCUAAAAUCUGCCAUCGAGAAGGCCGGCUAUCCUGACAAGAUCAUCAUCGGCAUGGAUGUCGCUGCGUCUGAGUUCUUCAGGAGCGGCAAAUACGACCUGGACUUCAAAUCACCUGACGACCCCAAGCGCCACAUCACUGGAGACCAGCUCGGAGACCUGUACAAGAGCUUCAUCAAGAACUACCCCGUCCAGUCCAUCGAGGAUCCAUUCGAUCAGGACGACUGGGAGAACUGGACCAAGUUCACGGGGUCAGUGGACAUCCAGGUGGUGGGAGAUGAUCUGACCGUCACCAACCCCAAACGCAUCCAGCAGGCCUGUGAGAAGAAGGCCUGCAACUGCCUGCUGCUCAAGGUCAACCAGAUCGGCUCCGUCACCGAGUCCAUCCAGGCUUGUAAGCUGGCUCAGUCUAAUGGCUGGGGUGUGAUGGUCAGCCAUCGCUCCGGUGAGACGGAGGACACCUUCAUCGCUGACCUGGUGGUCGGUCUCUGCACAGGACAGAUCAAGACCGGCGCCCCCUGCAGAUCAGAGCGCUUGGCAAAGUACAACCAGCUGAUGAGGAUUGAGGAGGAGCUCGGAGACAAGACCAAGUACGCAGGCAAAGACUUCCGCCACCCCAAACUCUGAAGCAGCACUUCACAGCACACAGCUCCUCUGAUCUACUUUUUUUGACAGAAGAAAACAAUAAAACAAUGGCAAGAAGUUA
Molecule: messenger RNA, 1306 nt
Organism: Sinocyclocheilus anshuiensis
Lineage: Eukaryota; Metazoa; Chordata; Actinopteri; Cypriniformes; Cyprinidae
Product: beta-enolase-like
Exons: 9
Coding region: 79-1227 (382 amino acids)
Biological process (GO): glycolytic process
Cellular component (GO): phosphopyruvate hydratase complex
Molecular function (GO): magnesium ion binding; phosphopyruvate hydratase activity
Source: RefSeq, a predicted model, not a curated record